Rhea pennata is the source of this 5642-nucleotide messenger RNA. RefSeq lists its product as uncharacterized. The coding region runs from base 36 to 4652 and encodes 1538 amino acids. The record is from RefSeq and is a predicted model, not a curated record. NCBI's taxonomy places the organism in Eukaryota, Metazoa, Chordata, Aves, Rheiformes, Rheidae. The transcript is spliced from 25 exons.
AUACACAUUUGUCCACUGUUACUUCUGCUUCCCCCAUGACUAGUCCUUCUGUAGGUGUUGUGGAUAAUAAUGCAAGAUCUUUUCAGAGCUCUUAUCUUAGCACACAGGAAGAUCUCUCUUCCUCUGUUUUGUCUCCUGAGAACUGUAGUUCUGUGAAGGUAGCGCACAGUGCUGAGGGAGGAGGUGAUCCAUGGGAGGGCCUUUACAAAGAUGACCAGGGCAGGGAUGCUCAGGCAAGACAGCAAAAACAUGAUCAGGAAACUAGUGUCUGCGAUUACCCAGAGGGAAGAAUUACUCCUGGACAGUGUGCUCCAGUGGAAGCAGGAGACUCCUCUGAUCUGCAGACCAUUAAUGAUUUAGGUGAUCAAAAAAUCCUUGCAAGCAACUUCCCGACAUCAGAGGACAAAGACUUCCCAAGAGCAGUAUCAGGAAAACGAGCAGGAGGCAGACUGUCUAUUUCAUCCUUCAAAGAAGAAAAUGUGCCAUAUCCUUUACCAGCUCCAGCACUUUUGGAUGCAUUUAAUCUUCCCAGCAUGGACUCCAGGGAACGUCUCUUAGCUCACUCUCUUUUAGCCCCAACUUUAUAUGCAUCUGAUGCUGCAGAGGUUUCAACCUGCUCAUUAACUGCUUCAUUUCAACUGCACACUGAACUGGAGUCAGCAGACAUGCAAACUGAAGAUAAGAUUCUCCAUCCAAAAAGCUCUGAGGCUCUGAAGUAUAGCCCUGUGACUCUGGGUUGCAUGUCCUCUUCAAAACUGGAAGAUGCCUGUGACUCUAAGGAUCCUGAUGAUCAUAUACAAGAUCUUCUCUCUGUGUCAGUAGAGAGUACAAAGACUUUUAAUCUUUCAUCUGCUUCCAGAAAUUCAGAAAACCUUUCUGGAGGAAAAAGCUCCAAUUUAAAAGCAAGUUUCAGUGACAGAGUGGAGAGUGAGAGCCGGAGGGACUGGGCUUUAUCGGAGAGAGACAUUGAGUUCCAGUUGCAGCAAUGUCAGACUGUGCUCAAAGAUAUUUCUCAGAUUCUCCACACUGUGGAAGGCAUCGAUGGAGAGCACAUGGAGGAAUGGAGAGAACAGAUUGACAAGUUGCAGAAAGAAACAAAAAUGCCAAAGACAUAUAUUGCUGUGGUGGGAAACACGGGUGCAGGGAAAAGCAGCUUGUUAAAUGCCUUGCUGGGUGAGGAAGCUGUGCUGCCAACUUCUGCUAUGAGAGCCUGCACAGCUGUGGUUGUGGAGAUCUCCAAGACUGCUGAGACCAGUCCAUAUGAAGCAGAUGUAGAGUUUCUCUCUAAAGAAGAAUGGUUUAGCGAGUUGAAAGCACUCCUAGAAGAUAUGAAGGACAAGUCAGGUAACUUGAAGAAACGAUGCCCAGAUCGCAAGACAGAAGCUGGUGUUGCCUACUGCCGUGUGAAAGCUGUGUAUGGGAUAGUAGCAGAGCUUUCAGAACUGGAAGAGUUGCAGGAGGUUACUCAGCAUCUUGGAACAGUGAAACACAUAUCUGCAGCAACGGCCACAGAUUUUCGCACAAAAAUAGAGAAAUUUAUUGACUCACGGACUGAUAACUUGCGGGACAUGAGAGGUGGAGAAUUCUGGCCAAUCGUUAAAUGUGUCAAGAUUCGUGUUCCCAAGGCUGAUGUCUUGAAGACAGGAGCAGUGCUGGUGGACUUGCCUGGAAUACGGGAUUCCAAUGCUGCCAGGGAUAAUGCAGCCAAAGAGUAUCUAAAAAACUGCAAUGCAGUGUGGGUGGUGGCCAACAUCAAUAGAGCUGUAGAUGACAAGACAGCCAAAGAGAUGCUGAACAUCAACCUGCGGAGGCAGCUACUCAUGGAUGGCCAAUACAGGCGCUUGGCUUUCAUCUGCACCAAGACUGAUGCCUUCAACAUUUCAGAAAUAAUCAGUGAUCUGGAUUUAAAAGAUGAGAUUGAGCCAAUUGAAAGGGAGUUGGAAGACCUGGAGAAUCAUCGAGGGCAAAUGGAAUUGGAAAAGGAAGCUCUCUAUGCUGAACUUCAACUGGAGCAUCAAGGGCAGGGACCUCACGCAAGAAAUUCAACCUCAUUUCAGAAGGAGAAUGAGCUGAGGAAGAUGAUCUUGGAGAAGGAAUUCAAAAUCAAUGCCUUACUGAAAGAGAAAGAAGCAAAACUUCGCGCUAUUAGUCUGAUUUGUGUUCAGUCCCGAAACAAGUACUCCAAGCAACAAAUUUGGCUGGAUUUCAUCAAUGGCCUUCAGGAAAUGAAGAAGAAGGCUACACUAGCUGAAUGUGAGGAAGAUGAGUAUGAAGAGGAAAUGGAGGAUGUGGAACUAAAUACUCUGGAUGCAAGUGAUCUGGGUGAAGCAGGAUCCCAACAUAAUAAACUUCAGGUUUUCACAGUCAGUUCCACAGAGUACUUGAAGCUGCAUGGGAAAUUGCUCCGAGAAGGACAGCCCCAGGUCUUUCACAAUGAUGAGGAUACAGAAAUCCCAGCUCUGAAGAAGUUUGCAGUUCACACUGCCCUGCAGCAUGGCAUGGUGGAAACAGAGAAGCUGAUAAGAGAUGUGACUCGUGUCAUAAGUCAAGUUGUCAAUUAUCUGACCAACCAGAGAGCACAGGAUCACUCUCACCGGGCCCAAGUUCAAGAGAUCGUACAGACGUGCCUCUCGAAAGUACCUGAGCUCCUCCAGGAGGCAGUGGAUGACAGCGUCCAUGAAAUCCAGUACUGCUUCUCAGUCCUGCUGCUCUCUCACCUGAAGAGGGGAGCCAGAAAAGCAGAGGAUGUGUGCGAGGAGAAAGUCAGAAGCUGGGGGUUACCUCACUGUGGAUAUCCAUAUGCUACGUAUCGAGCUGUGUGUGCCCGUCAAGGUGUGUACAGCUCUGUGGCGUGUGGGUUCAUCGAUUUCAAUGAGCAGCUCACAGAGCCUAUAUACAGCACCAUUUCCAUGACCUGGAAUGAUGUUUUCAGCUCUAAACUUGGUGAGUCUAUCAAACAGUUCAGUAAAGCUAUUUUGGAUAAACUGAAACAGUUCUUCAAAGAUCUCAAGAACAAACUCUAUGAAAAGGGCAGAAACACAUAUCCAGUAAACCUCAUACAGAGACAGCAGAUGGAAGCUGCUCAGGCUUUGUUAUGUAACUUCAUUCUUGAUCAGAUAGAUUACAUCAAUAAAAGGCAGCGUGGUAUAUCUCGUGUCCUGACACCAGAAAUACAGGCUAGCAUGAAACCAAUAUACACAGUUUGUAACCAGCUGAAUGGUCCAGGUUCUUUCCAGAGAAUGAAAAACCUCAUGCAGGAUUACAUCCAUGAGCACAAGCAGAGCAUGUUCAGCACAGCCAUGUACAAAUUACAGCAACAACUUGAGUUGCUGCAGCAAUACAUCUGUGCCAGUUUUGAGUGGUUGGUGCAGAAUCUGAAUAAAUCCCUGACUAGGCAAUUUGAGCCAAUACUGAAGACUGUCCAGAAAAAUGACAACAUUGUUCCAGAUUUAGUAAGCAUCUGUGCCAAAGUUCACCAGAUUUGUAAACUCUCCUUCGUGGAUUACGCGCUUCCCAACCCUAGUCAAAUAGGUGCCUGUUCCAGAUCUGCUUCCCCUGAGAAAGAGCUGCAGGAGGGCAGGGAACCUCCAGACUUCGUGGGAAAGUGCAGUGUUGUCCGUAUUGGGACUUUGCCACUUAUUCAUAUCGCUUCCAUUCAGAUAUCUGUACAAGAAAUCACCAUCAGCUUCAGAGGGAAUGAAAGCCUGAUGGUGCCAUUCAGCAGCGUGUAUUUCUGUGAAUGUUGCUUCCAUUUGUAUUAUCUGAACCUGCACGUUUCUCCUGAAGGUGCCAAUGGUAUUUACUCCAGGUGGGGAACAUGCACACCCAGAGCAAACCUAGGUAAUGAGGAGGUUCUUGUUGUCCUGGAGACACCAGAGGACCCAGGGUCUUUCCGUAGAUUGAUGGAAUUCGUAUCGGAGAAACACUCUGGCACUCCCUGGUUCCGCGAGCUGAGCCUUCAGCAGGGAAGAGAGAAACUGGAAUCUCUGCAGGUGUAUUACACAGCCGAGGAAUCAAAAUAUGCUCAUGGAGAAGAACUUCCUGAGAUUCCAGGUUCUAGUUUGCCAGAGGAUUUACCAGUGGCUGGCUCCACUGCAUGUCAACCCCUGACUGUUGGCCCAUGGUUGCAUACAAACAGCAGAAAGAGAGGAGGAGGAGGAGAAAUCCUGUCACAGCCAGAGAAAAAACACAAAGGCAGUGCUGUAGAAAAGAGCCCAGAAGUGAAGCCAGCUGAGAACCUCCUGCUGAGCCAGCAAAUACCUGGCAGUUUGGAGAUCUCGGUGAAAAGCAUCUUGCCAGGUGAAGCAGUGAGCACAAGCAGAGCAGGCCUGCAAGGAUGUUACCAGUGGACUACAGCUUCCUUUCAAGGCACAUCCUCAUCUAAGGCGGAGGUGAAACAUGAGACAGACGCGUUCCUUAUCCUGCACUCAACAGAUCUCUCUCACGUCCAAGACGAAGACGGUGCUUGGAGAACGUGCCAGCCCCCAGAACCUCGAGAAGGCAGCAGCUCCAGUAUGGAUGCAAAGGAGACGAGUGGGAAUGCACACCCAGCAAGGGGCUUCUGGGCUGCACAUUCUUGGCUUCCUGGGAGGAGUAUGUCCAAGAGAGCACAACAGAGCUUUGGUAGAAGGCUGCAACGUUUGCUUGAAUAAUACCUAUUUCUUUGAAUAAUACCUAUUUGAGAGCAAAAUUAAGCCAAAUUAUCCAAAUGCAAGAAAGACAGAGUCCUGGGAGUCUGCCUCUGUCCAGAACACAAUUCCAGAAUGCAUCCAGCAACUUUUCAACGUGGCUUUGAACAGAGGAAAGAGUGAAACAGGUUAAAGCAAAAGAAAAGGAAAGGCUUCCUAAAUCCAUUUAGUGACGGACUCUGAAGUCUCUUGAAACGUGUCUGUAAGUCCAGAGCCAUAAUAGAGAGUCAAUUCACCAGCUUGGAGAGGGGAAAUGGGAUAGUGUGAACUGACUAGCAAAAACCCUUUACAAUAAUUAGGAUCUCCAUUGCCAAAAAAAGAAAGAAGAAGAAAACAGAAAACCAGGACGAGCAAAAAAUGUCAUAACAGGAGGGCACUAAACAAUGGUUUGUCAUGGAUCCUUGUGGACUGCAGCAGCAUAGCGCUCAAAAUUCAGCAGGGAUGGGGAAAAAAAGACUUUUGGAGUUUAAAAGUAUUGAAUUGCACUUGUUUAGGGGUUUGUUUUACUGAGUGUCGUAUUAAUUUCCUUCUUUCAAGUGGCAUAGCCAAAGGUUGGGGCAAGUGAAAGGCCUGGGUUUUUUUGUUGGUCCAAGUGGCCGUUCCUGCGUCUCGUCACACGAGCACUUUGUUCCUGGUGUUACGCGCUUCGGCGCCGGUGAGGACGUGCCCGAAAGCUGGUCCUGGUGAAAGGAGAAGCCCUGGGAGGCGACGGAGCGAGCCCCCGUGGGAAGCACCCGUGCGCUGCAGCGGGGUUCCCGUGAAUUCACUUACCGGUUUCAUUAAGGCGUUUGCUCUCUGCCCGUCUCCCCUUCUGCGCGCUCCUCCCUGUCGCUCUGUCCUUCCCCUCUUGUGCUGCCUCGUGGUGGCAGUAGCAAGGUAUGUUUCAUGUUGUGGGUCAAGGUGGACCCUUAACCUCUAUCGGACUUUGGGGAGUAAAGGAAAUAACUGUUGGGA